AGAAUGUCAGACUGCCAUGACGAUGAAGCCUCCGCCUUUUCGGAACUCACGCCGCACGGCACCGACGGCGCGUUGGAUCGCGUGCUGCGAAUGGGGCAGAAGCCAAAGGCAGUACCUGCAAUCUUUGUCCAUGCAGGGGCUGGAUUUCAUAGCCACCAGAAUGAGCACAUUCAUCUUCAAGCCUGUGUUGCGGCCGCCGAAAUGGGAAUGAGAUUUCUCAAGGCUGGUUCCACGGCAACCGAAGCAGUUGAAGCCGCCCUGCGAAUCCUCGAGGAUAAGGAAAUCACCAACGCUGGUUACGGUUCCAACCUCUCCAUCGACGGCGUCGUAGAGUGUGAUGCCACCGUUGUCGAUCAUCUCGGUCGUAGCGGCGCCUGCGGUGCCGUUCCGAAUAUUCGAAACCCAAUUUCCCUCGCCAAGCUUAUUCUAGACAAGAGCAAUAAGCCUCUCAGCCUUCGCCGAGUUCCUCCAAAUGCCCUGAUCGGAGAGGGUGCCAAGGCCUUUGCUGAAGAGCAUGGCCUCAUUACAUGCCCCAACGAGUACAUGGUUUCGAAAAAUGCCCGAGAUCGAUUCCUACGCUGGCAAGAAGAUCUGAAGCGGGCCGAGACGAAGUCAAAGGACUCCAGGGCUUCUCCAGAGGUUGGCGAGACAAGCAUCGGAUGUCCUCCGUGUCAGUACGACACAGCUUCCACGCCGAAGCCGCAGCAAUCCUUCCCCCGGCAUCACAGAGCAGCUAUCAUGGCAGGCACAUGGAACGAGGGGCAGCCUGAUUCUCCCUGGAUGGGCACUCCGAUCCAGGAAGCAACCACACCCUCAACCGACAAUUCUUCAACGACAAGCUACUUUCGAACCAUGGGCACCGCCGCACCUACAGUGGGACGUUCUUCUGUCCGGGCGACUGCAGAGAAGCUAUCGCCGAGUUACGCUGGAGUGGCAAGAGGUGCACAGGGCGCACCGCCAUCGUCAUUUCGUUCCAGGCCCAUCUCCAGGAAGCCCGGAUCGCCCAGCCAAGGUAAUACCACAGAAGACAAGCCUUCCAGUCUGGAAAACACAGAGCCCCAUCAAAAGCAGCAUGAACAUUCUCCGAACCGCGAUGGUUCUGCGUCGCCACAGUCACGACCUAAACCUAUGGAUUUCGGGGAGUAUGAAGCUGGUCAGCAAGACUUGGCGAGUCCUCGCGGAGUUAAGCGACCCUCCAGUCCAGAUGAGAGAGCAGAGGGCGACUCUCGAGCCAUCAAAGACAGCUUCCGGUCUGGGACUGGGAACGAGGACUUCAUCACAGACACUAUUGGUGCCAUUGCGAUUGACGAGAGAGGUCAUAUUGCCGCUGGAUCGUCCUCGGGAGGAAUUGGAAUGAAGCAUCGAGGUCGACUUGGACCAGCAGCCCUGGUUGGAGUUGGCACUGCCGUUGUCCCAUGUGAUGAAGCAGAUGAAGAUCAGAUCAGCGUUGCUGCCGUAACAAGUGGCACUGGAGAGCACAUGGCUACGACAAUGGCCUCCCAAAGAUGCGCCGAAAGGAUCUAUCACGGGACAAGGCGCGGCAAGGGUGGAGUCAAUAUCCAGGAUGACGAUGAGGAUGCCAUCAUGGAGUCUUUUAUUGCCGAUGACUUCAUGAACCACCCUGGAGUCAAGAACUGCCACUCAGCUGGCGCCAUCGGUGUCAUGGUUGUCAAGAAGACACAGACGGGGUAUUAUUUGUACUUCGCCCACAACACUGACUCGUUUGCUUUGGCCUCGAUGGGUGGUCUAGAGAAGCAACCGAACUGCACCAUGUCUCGGCUUCCGGAUAGUGCUAAGAUUGCCAAGGGUGGACGAAAAGUUCGUUUUGAUUGA
Fusarium keratoplasticum is the source of this 1833-nucleotide messenger RNA. RefSeq lists its product as uncharacterized. The coding region runs from base 4 to 1833 and encodes 609 amino acids. The transcript has 3 exons. The record is from RefSeq and is a predicted model, not a curated record. Gene Ontology annotation, molecular function: threonine-type endopeptidase activity. Lineage: Eukaryota; Fungi; Ascomycota; Sordariomycetes; Hypocreales; Nectriaceae. Gene Ontology annotation, biological process: protein maturation.